AUGGAAGGACUACCGAGUACAAUCGACGUGGAGAAAUUCGCAGAAGCGCGUGCAUUCGAGAUUAAUGCCAUGCAGAAUGCUAUGGACAACGUUGCAGCAAUUGGCACUCAGCGUGUCUGGCAGACAUUGCCGCGGCACCUAAGACGUCGAGCUGCAAGCCACGAUGUUCGACGCGUCCCAGCAAGACUACGGCAGAAGGCGCGCUCAGAGAUGGAUACUCCUGCAAAGCCGGCGUCAAAGAAGAAGCUAUCAAAGCGAGGCAAAGAGAAGACUAUUACUAAAACCGAGAAAUUUCUAAAACGCCAGAAGGAUAAGACGUGGCUAGAAACGCACAUAUGGCACGCGAAACGGAUGCAUAUGGAGAAUAUGUGGGGAUACCGCCUUGCACAAACACCAACAGAGAAAUCAUUCAGGCCGUCUCAUCGUGCCUCCCUGCAUGGAUGUAUCCUGCACGAUGCAUCUUACGAGGCGAUCAUCGAAUUGAAAGGCCCUGAAGCGACUCUCAAAGAAAUACUCGCAAGUUGCUCUGACCCUCAAUCCGUUGGACCUGGCGCAAUAAGAUUCUCCAACGGCUCGCGUAUAUGCCACACGCACAUGUAUAAACCUAAGUCAUACCCAUUCGACCUCAUCGGUCCUAUCGAGGUCCUUUGGAAAGCGGACCCUAACGCUUCGUCAUCCCCUUCAACUUCUCAAUCGCAAGCAUCAGCCACACAGAAAGACAAGCAAAGACAAACAUCUUCGCAGGAAGUGCGCGUACGGACAUUAUGGAUUCGCUGCCAUCCGCUCAUCUACGACGAAGUAAUGUCAACCAUUAAGUAUUCCGUCCAGGCGCGCCUGCAAAUGGCUCAGAACUCUGGAAAUGAGGACGUGGAGAUUGAAAUGGCCGACCUGCGCGAUCAAUUUAAUAUCUUUGAACUCGUAGGUCCGAAGUCAAGCCAGGUCAUUCAUGGUGCUCUUACUCCAGUCAAAGACGAAAGCCGGGAUGAAUUCAAAAAGCUUUGGAAAGCACUUGGACAACUUCAGACAGCUGGAUCUGCACCUCGAGGAAUGGUUGUCGGCUUCAAAGUACUCGAUCCACGCCUUAAUUUUCCACCGAAAAAUACCAAGGUCGCCAUCGACGACAAAUCCAACGUACCCGUCGGAUUCUGGCCAACCGCAAAGUUAGCCGCAAGCGAUAUGUGGAACGAUGACUUCCGAGCGAAACUCAGUAAACCGCGUUUUAAGAAGAAAGAUAUUGAUGCGCGGAAGUCGAAACAUCUCAUCCCCGGAUCAAAAUUAAAUCCUCUCCGUCAAGACAACCGCAUACCCGUCCUCUUAAUCCAGCGCUCCAUCGAAUCACACGGAAUCUCAACUCCAUCAUCCUCUCUCCCUUCGUCCUCUCAAACUUCCUCUUCGUCAUCCUCCCGUCCCUUGCACGGCUGGACGCUCAUCAUCCCAAAAGGCUGGGGAAUGCCCUUCUUCUCCUCCCUCACCCACACAGGCACACGCGUGGCCGGACAACGCGAAAUCCCGACACAGCGGUUCGAAGCUGGCUGCACUGCUUUCCCAUUCGACUAUCCAUGCACUGAGGCGUAUGAUAUGAGUGUAGGGGAAAGAGCGAAGGAGGAGCGGGAGAGGUGGGAGAGGAAGCCUCCUGCGAAGAGGAUCAAUUGGGAGAAAGUCGGGACGGAGAGUCCGUGGAUACCUGAUUGGGAGGGAUUGCUUGGCCUAAGGAGGAAGACGAAAAUAAACGAGGAAGACGUGGAAGGAGACCUCGUACCAACUCAACGAGAUACUAUGGACGUUGACUUACCAGACAAAACACAAAGCCCGAAGGAAGCGAUAGAAGACGAUGGAACGAGCGAUGAUAUACACCCAUGGCUAUUCAGAGGCCCCGAAGCUCCUUCUAUCGACGACUCUCUCCUUCGUAGCGCUAUAGUAGGCAUACGACUCUCAGUUCCCCUGUCCGGAUCUCCAGAGAACAACGCGGUGAUAUAUAAGGUGGACGACGAAGAGGUGAAGAAGUGGAGGGAACUCGUCGAAGACAAAGACGGCAAAAGCGACUUUAGGGAGACUGAGUUGAGCGACCUAAAGCCUUCAAAGGACUUGAUUAUAGGCUACGUAACAAGCGGUCACUAUUCUCUAUCUAUCGGACGCGGUCAAGCCGUCGGAGCACUUUCAUUAACGAGUUAUCUCGAGAUAAAGGAACAAUUACAUCGACUCGGGAAAGUCAACUCUCUCCCACUUGUAAAGUUCCGUAACAAACACAGUGCGAUUUGCCGAGCUGCGUUCGUCGAACUCGCCAGCUAAACUAAGGUAGUCAGGUACUCUGUCGUGACGAGGAUUUAAGUAACGUACAAUUACCCUUUCGCACGUGUUUAUUCUACUUGUUUGAUGACUAACUGUACUAUAUGUAGUAGAGGCACC
Fomitiporia mediterranea MF3/22 is the source of this 2406-nucleotide messenger RNA. Its product is annotated as POP1-domain-containing protein. The record is from RefSeq and is a predicted model, not a curated record. NCBI's taxonomy places the organism in Eukaryota, Fungi, Basidiomycota, Agaricomycetes, Hymenochaetales, Hymenochaetaceae. Gene Ontology annotation, cellular component: ribonuclease MRP complex; nucleolar ribonuclease P complex. Gene Ontology annotation, biological process: tRNA 5'-leader removal. Bases 1 to 2289 code for a protein of 762 amino acids. The transcript has 13 exons.